This is a messenger RNA of Protopolystoma xenopodis, 960 nucleotides long. The record is from the annotation of a GenBank genome assembly. Lineage: Eukaryota; Metazoa; Platyhelminthes; Monogenea; Polystomatidea; Polystomatidae.
GCUCAAGCAGGUGUUGUUAGCCACGGCGUGAUAACCGGUCACCUGGAAACCAACCGCAUUUUGGCCACCACCUCUUCGGACGAUCAGGUAACGAGAUUCUCUAGUGGCUACCGGACCAACGGCAGCAAAGAACCUGGCAUCGCUAGCGAAUCCGUCGUCCUGUCCCUUACGAAUGCCAACUUUUCGCCCGAGGCCGGCCUGCCCGCUUCCGGCAUGGCAGGUUCGGGUCUUCAUUGCAGUCCCGCCCUUCCCAACGAGUCCAUUUACGAGGGUCCAGGAGAGAACGACGAAGAUGAGCGAUUCGGACCACUCAGCAGCAACGGCGCCGCAAUUGACAACAGCGACUGUCUUCUCGCAAUCCAGGCCAGGUCGUCUGACCAACGUUCGGUGGCCUCGAACACCGCCCGACCGUCGGUAGAACGCAGACUUCGUGCAGUCAAGGCCGACGCCGGUGCCUCGGGCGUCCGUGACUUACGUGGUCUGUCCGAGGUCGACUUGGCCGGUCGGGGCCGAUCUCGAGACCGGCUGGUUCGAGCCGCGACCGGUGCGCCCGGCCUUGGCCCGGUGACUGGCGGUGGCACCCUGCAACGGGGCCACAGAAACCAGCAGUUUGACGACGAAGCAGGCAGUGGGGCGGACAGCGAGAUUGACUGCCACGUCUACGCUCAUGUCUACCGGCCGGAGCAGAUACGUCAGUUGGCCGUAGGACCGACGGCGUCAACGUCGUCAAUGGCAACUCAACAGAUGCCGGGAGGAACGACGGCGGUGUCAACCAAUCGGGAGGAAGCUGGAGCAAAAGGCGACGGCGACGGCGACGGCGAAGAGGGCCGAGGCGACGCGCAGCCACAAAACGGACAGCACCACCAGUCGCAAGUGGGUUGGCAACCGGUGCCGGCGGGGAAAAGCAGUUCGCAAUGUGAAACCGGCAGUAACGGUGAGAAUUGUACCCCUUGCCUCUGA